Ziziphus jujuba (common jujube) is the source of this 1653-nucleotide messenger RNA. RefSeq lists its product as uncharacterized. The transcript has 3 exons. The coding region runs from base 241 to 567 and encodes 108 amino acids. The record is from RefSeq and is a predicted model, not a curated record. Lineage: Eukaryota; Viridiplantae; Streptophyta; Magnoliopsida; Rosales; Rhamnaceae.
CAUUUCUUUUUUUAUCUACCCCUUAAUAUCCCUUAUAACCCUCAAAUAAAAAACAAUUACUUACAUAUCCUUUUAUUUAUUUUAAAAUAUAAAAAAAAACACUUGGUGAGCGCAAAAACCCAUGGCGUGAGAACCAGAGGCCGUAUCAUCGAGACCAUUUUGUGGAGAUCGCGGCUUUUCAGUCAGCCGCCGGCGCGGUACUGUGUGAUCUAGUGCAGAGAAAGUUGAAGAUUGAAGAAGAUGGCAUGGAGGCAAAUGCUCUUCAAGGGGAGCCCAAUUUCUCAACCCCUUUCACCAACUGGGUUCGCUAGAUUCUUCUCCAAGCCAUCCCCUUAUGCAGUGAAAGUUGGAAUUCCAGAAUUUUUAAAUGGAAUAGGCAAAGGGGUGGAAUCCCAUGCGGCUAAGCUUGAAACCGAGGUGGGCGACUUCCAGAAACUGCUUGUCACUCGAACGCUCAGGCUAAAGAAACUUGGCAUCCCUUGCAAACAGAGGAAGCUGAUAUUGACACACGCCCACAAGUAUAGGCUGGGACUAUGGAGGCCUCGAGCGGUACCAAUGAAAUCCUAACUAGUUUAGGACUAGCUUGCUUAUUGAGAAUGUAUCAAAUGUCACAUUACAGGUGGAACCAUGCAGGUUUUACUUUUGUUUCUUAGUAAAGAUGUCAUUGCAGAGUGAUGUAGGAAACAUGCAGAAUUUGAUGUCAUCUGGUGUUCAACGUUCACAAUCCCUUGAUAAGCCCAUUAUCAUUGUGAAGUUUCGAAUUAUUUUGAUAUCCUUCUGGUUCAAAUUAAUUUGUUUAAUUAUCAACUUUAUCCCGGAUAACCAAAUAAUAGGAUAAAUGAGUUUUAAUUAGUUCAACUUAGUUUAAAAAACAAGUAAGAAGUUGAAUUAGUAAUGAAUAUUCAUCCAGCAAUAAUGUUUACAGUAGUAGCAGAGGCAUAGACUAUGCAAUAGAAUUCUCCGUUAUUGUAUUCUGCUGUUUCUGCUACAUGAAGAAAUAGCUCUUUAAAAACUCGUUACAACCUCAAACUUGGUACUCUGUUCUGUAAGCCAAAUUCAGCUCUCUCUGUUUGUGUCUCGAAACAUAAUACUCAUCUAAAUGGUAGUCGAACUCGAGACCUUAUGUCUAAGAUAAAUGGAAGAAUUCAGAGCUCCUUAUCAUGCUCAAAGCCAAACAAGUUGCUUUCAUCUAUAAAAUAAAAGCGAAAAUCAUAUAGUAAACUAAGAAGCAACAUAGGCAUAGUAUCUUCAAACUUAAUCGGCCUCAAAACUCCAACUGAAUGGAGUUGGCUGAAUACACAAUUGGUUUUAAAGACUGCCAUAAUGCCAGUGACAACUGAUGUACAUGCUUGGAGUCUUAGGCACUUCAACAUUCUCAUCAUAUCUUCUGAUGUAUACAAAUUCUACAAUGGACCCAAUAGAGGUACCUAUAAGAUAAAACAUAAGGUAACUUCUGGUUAGAACUCACAAAAUCCAUGUUAGCAAUAGCUGCAGACAGUUUAUAUGAGAACUCGACCGGUAUAGAGAAAACAUACGUGGGUAGAGAGGAGCAAGGUCCAGAUGGGUUGUUAUGGGUACAAAACUUGCUUCAUGCCAUCGAAAACCACUACAUUGCUCCCUGGUUUGUAGUUCGUUUACACUGCAAUCACAUCU